This is a messenger RNA of Pleuronectes platessa (European plaice), 1239 nucleotides long. RefSeq names its product protein arginine N-methyltransferase 8-B (gene prmt8a). Bases 1 to 1239 code for a protein of 412 amino acids. The transcript is spliced from 10 exons. The record is from RefSeq and is a predicted model, not a curated record. Lineage: Eukaryota; Metazoa; Chordata; Actinopteri; Pleuronectiformes; Pleuronectidae. Gene Ontology annotation, biological process: peptidyl-arginine methylation. Gene Ontology annotation, molecular function: protein-arginine N-methyltransferase activity. Gene Ontology annotation, cellular component: plasma membrane.
AUGGGAAUUAGACACUCGUCCCGCUGCAUGCUCCUCCGGAGAAAAAUGGCGGAGUCUGAGAGCAGUGAGGUAAGUCAGCCGCAGACUCAGCCACAGCCAAUCCGCAUAAUUCCAUCCCAGUCGGCGCAGCCCACCCCGUUGCCCAAACCUGUGCCUUCCGUCCAGCACGGGACGAGGCCUCCGUUCCCACCGCACACGCCGCACGCCGCCAGCCUCCCGAGCUGCACGGGGCGGGGCAAGAAGUUCCUCAGUCCCGAGGAUAUGACCUCACGAGACUACUACUUCGACUCCUACGCCCAUUUCGGUAUCCACGAGGAGAUGCUGAAGGACGAGGUGAGGACGCUCACCUACAGGAACUCCAUGUACCACAACAAGCACGUCUUCAAGGACAAGAUAGUGCUGGAUGUGGGAAGCGGGACCGGGAUCCUGUCCAUGUUCGCGGCCAAGGCCGGGGCGAAGCACGUGUACGGGAUUGAAUGUUCCAGUAUAUCAGAGUACUCCGAGAGAAUCAUCAAGUCCAACCACCUGCACAGCGUGAUCACCAUCUUCAAGGGCAAGGUGGAGGAGGUGGAGCUUCCCGUCGAGAAGGUCGACAUCAUCAUAUCCGAGUGGAUGGGCUACUGCCUCUUCUACGAAUCCAUGCUCAACACCGUCAUCUUCGCCAGGGACAAGUGGCUGAAACCCGGUGGAUUAAUGUUUCCUGACCGAGCCUCGCUGUACGUGGUGGCCAUCGAAGACAGGCAGUACAAGGACUUCAAAAUACACUGGUGGGAGAACGUAUAUGGCUUCGACAUGACCUGUCUCCGUAACGUGGCGAUGAGGGAGCCGCUGGUGGACGUGGUCGACCAAAAACAGGUGGUGACCAACUCCUGCUUGGUCAAGGAGGUGGACAUCUACACGGUGAAGCCGGAGGACCUCUCGUUCACCUCGGCCUUCUGCCUGCAGAUCCAGAGGAACGACUACAUCCACGCGCUGGUCACCUACUUCAACAUCGAGUUCACCAAGUGUCACAAGAAGACUGGGUUCAGCACCGCUCCAGAUGCAUCCUACACCCACUGGAAGCAGACAGUGUUUUACCUGGAGGAGUAUCUGACUGUGCGGAGAGGAGAGGAGAUCGUUGGCAGCAUCGCCAUGAAGCCCAAUGAGAAGAACAUUCGGGACUUGGACUUCACCUUCGAGCUGAACUUUAAGGGGCAGCUGUGUGAAGCGGCCAUUUGUCACGACUACAAGAUGCGUUAA